Molecule: messenger RNA, 6017 nt
Organism: Myxocyprinus asiaticus (Chinese sucker)
Lineage: Eukaryota; Metazoa; Chordata; Actinopteri; Cypriniformes; Catostomidae
Product: interleukin-31 receptor subunit alpha-like
Exons: 15
Coding region: 52-2184 (710 amino acids)
Biological process (GO): cytokine-mediated signaling pathway
Cellular component (GO): external side of plasma membrane
Molecular function (GO): protein binding; cytokine receptor activity
Source: RefSeq, a predicted model, not a curated record
UCUUACAGCAGGGGUUUUCAAACUGGGGUAAAGCAGAAAAGAGAAAAGGAAAUGUUGGGCAGAAUGUUGCCAUUCACAUUCGAUAGCUGGAGAAAAGAUUCAUUGAAAGUGUUGAUGGUGUCUAAAUCUAACAUUCUACCUAACAUCUUUUGUGCUUCAUGGAAGAAACAAAGUCAUAAGUGUUUGGAACAUCAUGAGGGAUGGAUGCGAGUUACAACGGGAUGCGUAUCUACAACCAGUCCACAGUGUUACAAAAAUUCAACUGGAAAAGAAGAAGACUUUAAUUGUACAUGGGUGGAGAGUAACCCUGAGCAGAAUCCAACAUACACGCUUCAUAUAUGGGACAGUGAAAGGAAAAGUUUUAUCAUGCGUAUGAACACUGGAAGGCGGGCACAGAAAUACCUUCUUUUGGAGGAACUAGGAACCACCUCCAGAAAGAUGGAGAUAUGGGUACAGCGCCAAGUGGGCAACCUCACCUGUAAUUCUGACAAAACCUCAGUCAUCCUUGAAUGCUUAGUCAAAUAUAGUGCACCUCAGAUUACCAAUAUGAAAAGGUCUGCUAAAAAACUCACACUGAAUCUCACACUGGACAAACCGAAGGAUAACAAAAGUGCUAUAUAUGAGAUCAGAUGGAGGGAGAGAGACUCUGAAUGGCAGACGAAGACAUUUCAAACCGAGGACAACACUAUCCAAGAUUUGUACACGCUACUGCUACAGAACCAGGUCGUUUAUCAGAUCCAACUAAGGCGGCAGGCCAGAUUGCUGUUACAUCCAUGUAAUGACUCAAUACAUGCUCUAUGGAGUGAUUGGAGCCCCAUGGUGGAUGUUCCCCUAGAAAUUAGCCUCAAACCAGUAAUACGCUGGGUAGAAAAACAGAGAAAUGGAAGCAGGGAUGUUAAUCUCACAUGGGAUGCCCCACCUGCUGAAGAGUCUGUUGGGGGGGUGAUGUACAAACUGAAUCUCUCUGUCUGGCCUUGUGAAAAACCCAAGACAUUUAAAACCAUAAUUGUGAAUCGAACCUUUCAAACAUCAAUAACAAUGUCUGAGGCCAGAGUGUCCAUCAUCGCAAUUAACAAAGUUGGAAAUUCACCACUUCACCAGAUCAUCAUUCCUGCUGUGAAACAUUUGAACUACUGCCCCAAUCCUCCGAGAACAAACAUAGCCAAGAGAACCUGUUUAGAAUGGUACAAGCUGGAAGACGGUGAGACCCGACCAACGACUGUACAAAGCUCAAGCCAUAAAUUGUUCAAGGACAUUGAAAAUAGUACAGAGGUGGAGAAGUUUGUACGUCAUUAUUACUUCCUUCACACGAUGACCAAGAAACAUCAUCAAACUCAUGCCAUGUGUCCUUUUUACUCAGAAGAGGGAGUACCCACUAAAGGUCCGGAAAAAGUGAGUUUUUCCGAUGUCACACACAAGUCAGCUGUGGUGCGUUGGCUUUCCAUUCCUGUGGUGGCGCAGCGAGGAUUUCUACAACAAUAUGUAAUUUGGAUAUCUGAACAGGGAAACACAACACACCAUCAAGUGCUGGCAAAUGAAACAAGCUUCUUGAUCAAGAACCUCCUACCGGGGACCUCUUACACCGUUUCCAUUGCCGGAAGAACAAAAGCUGGUGCAGGACCGAACUCUACUGUGAACUUUGAAACACAAAGUUCAAAAGGCAUGGCUUUAUCAUGGCAGGACCAGACCAUCCUGAGUGUCUGUGUGGUUGCACUCUUGUGUACAAUAAUCUGCUCUAUAGCUGCCAGAAGAUUUAGGAGUAAGUUGUUACCUGUGGUACCCAGCCCAGUGAUUCCUGCAACAGAAUUCAGCUCUCCUCAUGAUCAGGACUUGAGCAAUGUCACAGAAGAGGUGCAUGACGUCAUUCUCCUGCAGGUUCAAGAUCUGAUCAAACCCAGACAGAAAAUGCCCACUGAACAGAGCACUUUACUGCAAGAAUUUGGGCUUGUUGUCUUUGAGGAAGAGGAAGAGGAAGAUGAGGAGGAAGGAGUUAGUGAUCUAGGCUCCAUCAAAUCCUGUUGCUAUCCGAAUCCUAGUUACAGAGGACAGAUGCUACAGCUGCCAGAGCCUAUCCACAUAACAGAUAACACUUAUAAGUACAAUGACACUGAGUCCACUUACAGAACUGGCCUUUUCUUUGAAACAAGAGUCCUGGAGUGUGACCAAACAUCACCAAAGUCAUGACAGGGCCUGCCAGCCCAUCUUGUUCAUGACAAGUUCUGACAAAUAAACAACCAUAAGCAAACCUCAUCUAUCUGCUACACAUAUUUUGUUUACAACCAGAUGCAGUCUGAAAUGGUGUGAGUAGCAUUUAAAUUUCUUUUCUUUUUGUUCUCAAAGUGCACCUGAGACAUAAUACUGGAAAUAACCCAGUUCUGAGAACAGUGUAAGCUUCUCGGCAGUUACUGAAGUUGCAAGUGCCUCCACACACUUUGUUGUGGUCAAAGUGACGUAUUCUGAAUUUUCAUUCUGUCUAGAUGAAGCAUACUACUUUUAGGUGUUUCCAUCACAUAACAGGUUAUUAUUUUUGGUAUGAUACAUAAUGUAAGAUAACAUGUAUUUAAUAUAAAACCUUCAUAGCUGAACCAUAUAAAAAUGUCCUUCGAUUCACUAGGCUUCUCAUGUUUAAUGCAUUUACCCUCUCGUUCACCAGUGGAAGAAAAAGCUCUGAACCAAAAACUGCUCAGUCGGUUUUUGAACUCAGAGUCAGAAUGACCACAAUCACCAUCACACUAAUUGUAAGGUUUAAAACAAAGUCCAGUAACACAAUUGUGUGUUUUUGUGUGCUGGUUUCAAACACCUAGUUCAAAUCUCUUCUACAUUUUUGGAAUAAUGAAUGUGGAAUAUGUGAAUUUAUCAGAAAUUAAAUUAGCAUAUGCUAAACUACUGUAGUUCAUCAUCCUUUUCUGCCUACACACAAUCUAGCCUAAAGUGAAGCGGUGCGCCCUCUGUCUUUUACAAAUGUACCUGCAUUGUUCAAAAUGAAGAUCUCCUCAUCCUCUAUUAUUCAGAUUCAAUCCUUUAUUAAAAAAAAUCAUUAAUAAAAAUUAUUAUAAUCUCACAAAAAAAGUAUGUAGAGGUACAAGUGUAAUAUAUAUAUAUAUAUAAUGAAAAAGGUAAAAAAGAGCAUCACAAAACUAUUACAUUAGAGUUUAUUGCCAGUGGUUUAGUAGUAGAGUGAUAACCCGCAGUAACCCUAAUUUCCACCAAAAUAACAUAUUACAAUUAAAGAUGCACUUUUUGCUUGUGUCAUCUUUGAUUUGCAGUGACACCUAGUGGCGUGGAUGCAGCAUCAUUCAAAAUCAAUAGUUUUCAAUCACAGAUGCCAUUGUAGAAAAUCAUUAUUCACAGUCAGCCAUGAUUCAUUUAAUCCAAGAGUGAAAGUGUCCAAUAACAGGCUGGUUACUGAGAUUAAAGGUGCUGUAAGCGAUUUCAGCCAUUCUGCUUCCAUGAGAAUGAGCUGUUGUAUUAGCCACGCCCCCUCUUUCCAAAACCCCCCCACUCCAAAGAUAAAAAAAAAAAAAUAGCUUUAUUGAGACCGACAUUGUGCAGAAACGGUUGUUUAAAUCAACAGCAGCAAAAUAGCACCCUAUAAUAGGGAAUAAUAGAGUUCAAAACAGUGUUACUAUGAAUGCAAACUUUAAUACAGUGAAAAAGACACUCUAUUAGCUUAACAUAAAUAUACAUAAAUAAAAAUUUCCAACAUUCUUUUGAAUGUCCAUGUACUAAAAUAAAAUAUUUGAUGCCAUGAGUGUACCUUCAUUUACUAUUACUAUUAUUUUGAAUGGCCAUGGAAAAUGAAGCAAUGUGAUAAUUUUACCUGGUUGCAAAAAGUAGUCCAUUAAUUUACCCGAUGAACUUUCUCCUUUUGCUGACACUUAAUGCUUCGCAGAGCUAAUGUGUGCUUCUAAAUCACUUGCACCUUUAUUAGCAACUGACACAUAAGUGCCAGCUUUACAUGUCAUACAUUCUGCUUCCCGCGGAUCUCGACCUGGACGAAAGCAUGGGAAUUUUUUUGUGCAAAUCUUCUGUAAAUUUGCACUUUCGUUUGGGCAUUGUUUCCAGUCAGCUGUCAUUUGCUGCUACUGUCAAGCUGUUUGAUGCCAAACACAACAGCGCUUCGUGCGUUCGCUGAGAGAUUGACAGGCAGGAAUUUGGCCAAUAGUUGCUGCAAGCCUCUUAUAAUCGACCAAUUGGUGUGUGAGAAGGAAAGACUUACAAAGAGGGGUUAAAGCAAUUCAAAUAUGCGCACGCACACAAUGAAGUAUUAGACCAUAUGCACAUCAUAAUGCAACUAAAGCCGAAUCCCGGACAUUUUCGCAAAUUUAGAAAUCCCGGCCGGAUGCUUUUUUAAGGUCCGAAAAAGAGGACAUGUCCGGGAAAAAAGAGGACGUAUGGUCACCCUACUACAACUACAAUACUAUGAGAAUGAGCAAAAUGAUUGACAGGUGAAAAGUGUCAAUGUCCGCGAUUCGCGACACAUUUUUGUUUGCUGUUUACAGAGUCUACAGCUGUCACAAAGACCGGUGAGAUAUCUCAAAACUUAUUUCAUUAAUAUCUUUAAGGGAGUAGGAACAUUUUUUGCAUACCCUUCCAUGAAAAAAAAUAUAGCUUACAGCACCUUUAACAAAGUAGUAUUUCACUGGUGAUGUGAUCUCAACAUGGCUGCCCCCAUGUGCGGACCCUCUCCAUGUAGAAUAAAACAGCUUUUAUAAGGUUACUGAUAUGGCUGAAUUCUUUAUUUUUUAUGUGAGUGCUCAUGAUUUUAUAUCUGUUUAAAAAUUAUAAUUAAUUUCUUAAAGAGUAAAACUUGUUUAAUGAGGAAAAAAUUACUGAGUGCACCUUUAAACUGUAGAUUUUCAUAGGGAACUUGACAUUAGCCACCAUGGUCUGCAAGAAAAGAGAUACAAUAUUCAUAUAUUAUACUAAAUGUUUUUAAAAAAAUUGAAAAACAUUUACAGCAUUUUCAACAUUUUUUGUUUUAAUUACUUUUUAAAAAUGUCAUGUGUUGUAUCCAUCAUGUAAAAGGUAUUAAAAUACUUUCCUUGCAGGCUUGCACCCUGAAUACACAAGUAUGUACACAAUCAUUCAUUUCAAAAAGUUUUCAAACACAUUUUUUCAAGGUGAAAAAUAUUUUUUACAUGUAUCAUUCAUUUUUAAGUCAAGAAUAUCAAUAGGGUUUCUCAGGGUUAUACCAAAUGACCUGAACAAAACAUUUGUUUAUAUUUAAUGAUAUAUGACAAAAUAGUGUGUGUGUGUGUGUGUGUGUGUGUUUAUACUACGUUGUGGGGACAUUUAAGGAUAGUAAAACCUGAGAUCACCUACAUUGUGGGGACCAGCCAGCGGUCCCCACGAGGGAAAUGGCUUAUUAAACAUACUAAACGAUGUUUUUUUGAAAAUAUAAAAAUGCAAAAAGGUUUCUGUGAGAGUUAGGUUUAGGGUUAAGGGAUAGAAAUUAUCGUUAGAUCUGUAUAAAAUCCAAAAAAUGUAUGUAAGUCUUUGGAGAGUCCCCACAAUUAUAUAAAAACAUAGUGUGUGUGUGUGUUAGACAAACAGUGUUUAGUGUCUAAAGGGGUCUUCUCUGUUUUAAGUUUUUUUUUUCUGUCACGACAACAAAAUGACUACCUACAUGUUGGUUACACCACACAAAAGCGCGGGAAGGGAGUUGCUAGUCAGCAAGACUGGAAAACUGUAUCAACAAGAUUUAAUAUAUUUAAUCGCAUGUAUGCAGUAUGUAUAAUAACAUUUUCGCUUUCAGUAUAUCUGCCAUUUAUGUUAAUAAAAAUUGCGUCCUGUUUCUGAGAGAUUUGUCAUGCUUGUGGGCAGGGCUCUGCCGAACUGAAGAGAGCCCUUGUGUUGGAUACUAGUGAACUUUUUAUUCACCAUUUUUUCCUUUUAUUUGCAAAAAGUGAUUGUUAACAAUAAAAAAGUUAUUUGACAGUAAAUUACGCUUAAACUGUGUUAUUGUAUCAAUGCUGUUGAUUAAUAAUAAAUAUUGCAGUGAAAUAUUACAGAUU